Messenger RNA from Phaedon cochleariae (mustard beetle), 2799 nucleotides. NCBI's taxonomy places the organism in Eukaryota, Metazoa, Arthropoda, Insecta, Coleoptera, Chrysomelidae. The record is from the annotation of a GenBank genome assembly.
AUGAGAAAAUCAAUUCCGCAAAUUACCAGUUACACGGUAUCAUCAACAAAGAUGAUGGUACCGCUUAUAUACUUGUUUUUAACAAGUCUUCUUCUUGUUGAUGCCUAUCGUCUUCCGACCAAUGUCUUGCCAGAAAAUUAUAAACUGGAGAUAAUCUCUUAUUUGGGACAAAAGGACAAUUUCAGUUUCGACGGAAAUGUUUGGAUCAAGACCACUUGCGUUCACACAAUUCACAACAUAACCCUCCACUCGAAAGACUUGGAAAUCAAAGAAGAAGCAAUAACCUUGAAAGACGUAUCUAGCAACGACUCCAAAGCCCUGAAAAUCCUAAAAAUCGAACUCCAAAAAGACAACGACUUCCUCAUAAUCCACCUCAACGAACCUCUACUAGCUGGUAGGAAAUACCAGCUUUUCAUCAGCUUCAGAGGUCAUUUGGACGAUGGCUUGGCAGGUUUCUACAGAAGCAGCUACUUCGACAAGCAGAAGAAAGAGAAGAGAUGGCUGGGUGUGACGCAAUUCGAGGCCAUCAGUGCCAGGAUGGCCUUCCCUUGUUUCGACGAACCAGAAAUGAAAGCCACUUUUGACAUCAGCAUCGGCAGAAAGGAGGGUUACAAGGCGAUCAGCAAUAUGCCUUUGUUACUCACAGAGCCUCUGAAAGAAAAAGAAGGAUGGUAUUGGGAUAGAUUCGACACUUCAGUACCUAUGUCCACCUACCUUGUGGCCUACAUCGUUUCAGAUUUUGACUAUAAAAAAGCAGAAACGUCGCAGAACAACAAUGUGACCUUCAGAAUUUGGGCAAGAAAAGAUGCACUCAAUCAGGUAGAUUUUGCUGCCCAUGUGGGUCCCAAAGCGUUGGAGUACUACGAAAAAUUCUUCGACUUGAAAUACCCUCUGCCCAAACAGGACAUGGUUGCCAUUCCUGAUUUCAGCGCAGGCGCAAUGGAAAAUUGGGGCCUCAUCACUUACCGAGAGGCUUAUCUGCUUUACGAUCCCAAAGUUUCCUCCAAAACUAGCCAGCACAGUGUUGCCAGUGUCAUAGCUCAUGAAUUGGCUCAUCAAUGGUUCGGCAACCUGGUGACGAUGAAAUGGUGGACAGAUUUGUGGUUGAACGAAGGUUUCGCCACUUAUAUGGCCAGUUUGGCAGUGGAGGAACUUUUUCCCCAAUGGAAUUCCUUGCAAGAAGAAGCCGCAGAUAAUCUGCUCAGCGUUUUUUCGUUCGACUCGCUGAGAACUUCACACCCUGUUUCCGUACCGAUCGGUGAUCCCAAAGAAAUCGACGAAAUUUUCGACACGAUUUCGUACAAGAAAGGCUCGUCCCUCAUCAGGAUGAUGAGCCUCUUCCUAGGCGAAGAGGUUGUCAGAAGAGGUGUCAGCAAUUAUCUGAGCAAACACAAAUUCCGCAACGCAGAACAGGACGAUUUGUGGGACUGUUUGACAGAUGAAGCGCACAAAAACGGAGUACUGCCACACAAUUUGACAGUUAAAACCAUCAUGGACACGUGGACAGUGCAAACGGGCUACCCUGUCAUCAAUAUCAAGAGAAACUAUGAGAGGAAGACGGCUGAAAUCACCCAGCAUCGAUAUUUGAGAGACAUAAUCAACACGAGAGAUGCUAUGAAUCCCUGUUGGUGGGUCCCUUUGAGUUAUUCCACCAAAGAGAAUCGGCAUUUCAACGUGACUACUCCAGAGCAUUGGUUAUCUUGUCCCAUACAAGAACAGGUCAUUGAAAAUAUCGCUGACGAAAAAGAUUGGGUCAUAUUCAACAAUGAAAUGGCAGGAAUAUACAAAGUCAAUUACGAUGAGCGGAAUUGGGACCUGAUCACCAAAUAUUUGCAAAGCGAGCACUACGACGAAAUACCGACAUUGAAUAGGGUACAACUACUGAGCGACGCGGCAGAUUUGGCAUUCGUCGGAAACUUGAAGUACGACAUUUUCUUCGAGUUGCUGAAAUAUCUGAAAGCGGAGAGGGAGUAUUUGCCGUGGAAAGCUGCACUGGGAAAAACAGCGGGCCUCACUACGCACCUGAAAAGAUCCUCGACUUACGGCCAAUACAAGGAGUACAUGAAGCAGUUGUUGACACCCAUCUACGAACAGAUAGGAGGUCUAGAAAUUCCCACUUCAAGUGCUGAUAAAUUAGAUUCGAUAAAGUUGCAAGUUCUGGUUGCCAGUAAGGCUUGCAAAUUCGAAGUUGCAAAUUGCAUCGCACAUUCGCGGAAUUUGUUCAACAAAGUCAAGGAAAAUCCUCAAGGAAAUUCUAUAAUUUCCAAAGAUUUGAAAGGCGUUGUAUAUUGCACCAGUUUGAAACAUGGAGGUGAAGCUGAAUGGGACUUUUUGUGGAAGAAGUAUCAAACUUCCAACGUGGCCACAGAAAAGAGCACUUUGCUGAACGCCCUCGGAUGCACCAAUGAAAUAUGGCUGCUCAAGCGGUACUUGGAAUGGUCUUUGAAUGACACGAAAAUACGGAGACAGGACAGUAGCACCGUUUUCAGCGCUGUUGCCAGAAACGAUGUCGGCUAUUUUAUCGCUAAGAGCUUCUUCUACGAGAAUGUCGACCACAUAUUCAAACACUUGCAACCAAACAAAAGGAGAAUCAGCAGAUACCUGUCAUCCUUAGCCACUCAGAUGACUGAAGAAAAAGAUCAACAAGAAUUGGAGCAUUUCAUCGAUCAAAAUAGGGCAAACUUUUCGGAAGUGAAAAAAGGGGUGGAACAAUCUUUGGAAACAGUGAAAAUCAACAUACAAUGGCAAAACAAACAUGCUGAUGCCAUCCACAAAAUACUCACAAAAUAUUCCAAAUAA